Messenger RNA from Parnassius mnemosyne (clouded apollo), 567 nucleotides. The record is from the annotation of a GenBank genome assembly. NCBI's taxonomy places the organism in Eukaryota, Metazoa, Arthropoda, Insecta, Lepidoptera, Papilionidae.
AUGAAAAGAAAACGUGAGAAAGUUAGAAGUGAUGAGAAGGUAAAAAAGAAAAUAAGAAAACUUAUGAAGAAAGUUAAAAAACUUUCUAAACAGCAGGGCCAGGAGAUGGAGCAGGAUAUUUUGAUAGAGAGAGGAAAACCGGAGGAAUCUGAAUCUCCUCAAUCACUAUCACAUAUUCCGGAAAAUACUAAAGAUCUAAAUAACCAAGUACAACCUACUAGUGAAUUAGAAAAUCAGCCAGAUAUAGCUCUAGAGGCACAGGAUUUAGAUGCUGAGACACUAGCAGUUCUGGGUGAAAUUAGCACUGAACAAGAAAAAGGUCCACCUCUCCACCCUGAAAUUGCAAACAGAUGGACUCCCAUUCUAACCAGGGGCCUAAAAAAGGAAGAUAAAAAGGAACUUAUACAGAAAUAUUUGCCAUUUGAAAAUCUACCAAAAAUUAUAGCACCAGUCUUAAAUCCUGAAUGUGUGUCAGCAAUUUCAGCAAAUAUGCUUAAGAGAGAUACAAUUAUUAAAGAAAAACAAAAACAAAUUGCAGCAGCAUUAACUGCUAUUGGCUCUGGUUAA